AUGGAUAACGGUAAUUUCGUGGCGGUCAUCUGCUUUCUCUUUUUCUCCUGUGACGGGCUCCUAUCGCUUUCAUCCACCAGCGGCUUCUGCCCUGAGAGCUGCGAUUGCCAACAAGCGCAGCACCUCCUCUGCACAAACCGGGGGCUGCGCGCAGUACCCAAGGUGCCAUCCUUACUGGUCCCAGAGGAUGUGCUUGUCUUCAGCCUUGGGGGAAACUUUAUUGGUAACAUCUCCGCGGUCGACUUCACACGGUAUGGAAAUCUCAUACGGUUGAACUUACAGUACAAUGAAAUACAGACCAUUCACCCGAAAGCGUUUGAAAAGCUCUCCAAACUGGAAGAGCUGUAUUUGGGAAACAAUCUGAUAUCAACAAUACCCCAAGGAACGUUACAGUCACUGAAAAAACUGAAAACCUUAUAUGGCAAUAACAAUGACAUUGGGAACAUCACCCCAGAGCUGUUUGGUAACUUGCAGAGCAUAGUUAAGCUAAGGUUGGAUGGCAACGCCAUAGAACUGUUACAGGACUCGGUUUUCAAGAGCUUGACUAAUCUGCAUUAUCUCCAUUUAGAAUCGAACCAGCUGCGCCACAUUCAUAGAAAUGCAUUUUCAAAACUCACUAAACUUCGCUUUCUUAACCUCGCAGAAAACAAACAGCGGGCCGUGCGUAAUGUGUUUACGUUCUCCCAGCUCAGGUCAUUGAAAACCUUGCUGCUCUCUGAAAAUGAAAUACAGCAUGUCGGAAAUCAUGUCUUUCAGAAUCUGCGAAAGCUAUCUAAACUAUCCCUCAGCAAUAACAAAAUCUCCUCGUUGGAAAGUGAGGCUUUGAAUGGACUGUCGAGCGUGAGAGAGUUUCUGAUGGAUGGGAAUGAGCUGGAGGAUAUUCCCGCGGGACUUCUCGACCCGAUGGAACGAAUCGAGGAGCUGGACUUCAGUCGCAACAGAAUUUCCGCUGUGGACCCUUUGGCUUUUAAACAUCUAAAAUACCUGAGAGUUUUAAAAUUGAAAGACAACCAUCUCACGAGUCUUUCAGGCAACAUAUUCGCCCUCAACAAUGGGCUUUUCGAUGUGGAUCUUCAUGGCAACAACUGGACGUGUGACUGCCGCCUGGGUGAACUGAAGCGGUGGAUAACAUCGGCGCAUUCUCAAGGGAAGCUGAUGACUGUUUUCGUGCAGUGUCAUCACCCAGCGACACUGAGGGGGAAGUAUUUGGAUUUUGUAAACAGCUCACAGCUGCAGCUUCCGGGGAACUGGAGCUACUUGUGUGAGACCCAAAUUGGGCCUGAGGAGAGCAGAGGAGGGAGUGUCCUGGAGAUGGAAUCUGAGGACAUUAGGAAAAAUGGAGAGGAAGAAGAGAGGGAGACUGAGAGAGGACAGGGAGAGGUGAGGAAGGACAGAGAAGAGCAGAGGGGACUUGGAAUUACAGAGGGAGUAGAAAUGAAGGCAAUAGAGGAGGAGAGUAAAGUGAGAGGACAGGGAGAGAAGAGGGGGGGAGGGGAAGAGGUGGGUAUCCAGGGGGACCAGGGAGGGCCAGAGGAGCGUCAACAAUCCCUGUCAUCGAACAAGAAGAAGAGAAAGAAAAUCUUUGCCAGCCCCAGGUCACAACCUUCCUUUGAGGCUGAGCCUGACAAAGGGAGGCGUGGUUUCAAUCCGGGUCGUGGCAUCACUCAAACCCCUCCCCUCAACAUCCCCACGCCGCCAACCACAACCCGCCCUCAGACACUUGACCAUCUCAGUAGGCCACUGACUAAGCUGGCCACCUCCUCUCCUCCUGCCCCGGAGACAGAGGAGCGGUUCGACCUGCUCGCAGCCGGGCAGGAGGACAUCUUACCCGAAGUGACUGACCCCUGUGUGUUCAACCGGCACUUCAUCGCCAAUGUGAGCGUCACCCAGGUCGCCUCCAGCACCGCCACUGUCAGCUGGAACGCGCACGCUCACCGUCGCUACACAACCGGAGCCAGAUCGGGACUGGACGAGGUCCAUUACCGCGUGAUGUUUGACAGGUUCGGGUCGUCCGACCGCUUCCCCCGCUACGUGUACGCCCGCGGCGGGGCGUGGUCAGUGACGCUACGAGAACUCAGCCCAGACGUCACCUACAUGGUGUGUGUGGAGGGGGUCGUGGGAGGGUCUGUGUGUCAGGUGGCACCCCGCGACCAUUGCGCUGGAUUGGUCACUUUCCCAGAGGAUUCUCGUCGCCAAGGGACAUUGACCUCUGACCUUCAGCUGGUCACAGUGGCAACCCUGGCCGGCAACGCUGUACUCCUGCUGGUGAUUGGUGGGGCCUGGCUAGGGAGGAGCUUGAGGCGGAAACUGAAAAGGAGGAAGUCAGCUGUGCACGUGCGUCACAUGUACUCCACGAGGAGGCCGUUCCGUGGCUCCAUGACAACCACAGCGGCGGUGUCAACAGACUUCACCAGUUUCCAGAGCAGCCGGCCACCUCAACUCGGAACCUUGGAAGAAGGUGGGAACCUUAUCGAGUUCCCCUGUGACCGUUUCCUUGACAACAGUUCCACCCGUAGAGACAACAACAACAUGCAGAGGUUCACUGAUUAGUAGAACCAUAAAACGCCAGAGACUUAGAGCUUGGGAAAAAGGGAGAAAAAAUCCACUUUGACCCACUUAUACUAUGAAAUAUAGUUUCUGGGAGCCAUUUGAUAAUCAAACAAUAGAAGCAGUGUUCUGACAUUCUAGAAUCACAUAUCUAGAAUAUCACAACAUAAACAUGCAAUCACAAGGAAGGAACAUCCUCAGGAGAAUGUCUAAAACUAAAAGGUGCUACAGACAUGUAUUUAAUAAUGCACUAUAGGGCACUUCAUGAGCACAGCAGGAACACAGCCAGGGAGGGUUGUGUAAUGACCAUAGAACAGGGGAGGGCUAACUUUUUGGCCACAUCAGGAUUUCGAAAUUGAAUAAAGGACCACAUUUGUUUUGUAAUUGGUUAAUCAUAAAUGAUUUGCAGGCCAGAAAAGGGUAAUAAUUAAAACACGCACUGUACACAGCAGGUCCAUUAUAAUGUCAAAAUCAUUUAAAUUCAGAUGUAUAAGAGUGGGCCGGUGAGUUAUGUUUGCUUCCCCUCAAAACUAUUUCAUUACAUACCGCGGGCCGGAUGGAAUUGCCUUUCGGGCCCGAUUCGGCCCACGGCCCAUAGUUUGCCCACCCUCGCAGAACCACAGGCUUGUGUAAGACCACAACAGUAGGAUUUAAUUCAUACAUUAUGACAACAUUAUCACAGUUGUGAUGUAGAACCACAGUUCGUUUUCUGUUGUGACCAAGGUUUCCUUUAAACGGCAACCAAACAGCUGGGCUCAUCGGACUGAUUCACACACUACAGGAGCUCAACCUCACCAACUUCCUCAACUUCCACUGAGCCUCACGCAUUUCCUCUUCCUUGCACCUGUGCUCAUUUGUUUUUGUGUGUGUGUGAGAACUGACUUUUUCUUAUUUCAUUGGGCGCUAACACUAAACUAAUAGACAUUAAAAUUGUGUAUAAAAUGUAAUUACUAAUGUGCCUAAAAAAAUCCUACGUAGCUGCUGGUUGGCAGAGAAAAACAUGUCCAUACUUCUGUGUAGUUUUUAUACUUUAAUACUCAACUAUGUAUUGCGCUAUGAGCUAGUGAUUAACCAUGUUUCCUGACAAUGUGACUGUUGGACCUGUGGUCCAUUUGUCUAUGUGAAUAGAAAACCAGAUACCUUUGAAAAUAAUGGAUGUAGUCCUUUGUUCUUAUGGUUCCCAUACAAAUAAAGAAACAGAUAUUAAAGUGUUGGCCUAUGUGCAGCAAGGCAG
This is a messenger RNA of Esox lucius (northern pike), 3781 nucleotides long. RefSeq names its product TLR4 interactor with leucine-rich repeats (gene tril). Gene Ontology annotation, molecular function: protein binding. NCBI's taxonomy places the organism in Eukaryota, Metazoa, Chordata, Actinopteri, Esociformes, Esocidae. Gene Ontology annotation, cellular component: extracellular matrix. The record is from RefSeq and is a predicted model, not a curated record. The coding region runs from base 1 to 2550 and encodes 849 amino acids. The transcript has a single exon.